Messenger RNA from Cooperia oncophora, 1335 nucleotides. The record is from the annotation of a GenBank genome assembly. Lineage: Eukaryota; Metazoa; Nematoda; Chromadorea; Rhabditida; Trichostrongylidae.
AUGUUUGAUUCGCCCUAUGCUGACUUACCACGUGAUCAUCCAUGUGUGGAGGAAUGCAUUAGUAUCAACGAAUCGAUUGACAAGCUAUUCAUAGAUGAUCCGGAAUGCAUGGUCCGUAUCUCGCCAAGGUCCACUCAAAAACUGUUCACGUACCGUACUCCAAUACUUUACAGAGGAGCAAGGGAUCCUAACUUUUCAGUUGUGGACUACCACGGUCCUGGAUUCAUCACCCAUACCGAAGAACGUCUUAUUGAAGAGCAUUACCGCCACAAUUAUGUGGAUCACAAUGGGGACUUUUUCAAUCCAGUGGAACUUGGUUCAGUUAAAACGUUGAAUUCGCCAAUAGGCGCUACAUUAGUAUAUUCUGAAGUCCCAGACAGUACUUCGGAUAGUACCACUUGCGAUGAACCGGAUGACGUCAUUAAGAUCGUAAGGACAGCCACUCCAGAGAUUGUUGAAAGUCAUGAAGAAUCUGUGAUAGUCUGCACUGAGGUAGAGACGCCGUCGAAGCAGCUCGCCUCUGAUGAAGAUGGUACGGAUGAAGAAGAAGAAGUGGAAGUGUCUUCACUGGCAAGCGGAACCGGCAAGCGCUCAGCCAAAUCCCCUAUCCCGACAGAGGGGAAAGUUCCCGUUCCCGAACGACGAAUGACCAGAUCGGCGUCGCGAAAUCCUGCAGAGGGCCACACUACACCGCGAUCAAAUAAUAUUGCUAUGCGAAAGUCAUCAGCAAUUGUUACAAGACGAGGUCCGUGCCGAGCCUCAUGCGUCAACGUUGAAGAUAAGGUUAUGACCCCGUCGGGUUCCGUGGAUAUCAAAAUACAUGUUGACAGCUCUCUUACGCCAACCUUCGGAAUGAUCACAAGGUCGCGAGAUCGCAGCGCAACUACUUUGGUAGUCGAUGUACGUACGCCGCCACAGCGAUCGGCGGAAAAACGUACUGCUCAAUAUCGCUCACCAAGUGACGGUUCUGCCCACAUCCCAUCAACACCGUUAAGUGGGAGUCGUAAAAGACCUCAUCGUGAACUUGAACGAGGUGCCAGUGGUAUUACACCAGUUGUACAUCGGCUCAAUCUGGAUGCACCUUGUCGGUCAACCAGUGAACCGGGAUCCAUGGCAUUUCCUAAAGUCCGGAGUGCACCAACUACGCCUUCUAAGGUAACUGGUGGUAUGAACCGCAUGGGAAGCAAAUGGUCGCUAUCAAAGUUGGACACGAGGGCGUCGCUGAGAGAUAGCGCCGUUGGUAGCUUAGAAUUAGGAGAACCGCCGUCAAAAAUGCGACGAAUUUACGGAUUCAUGCGCCGUUUAGUUGGAUUUGGCCUUGGAAAUGGGCAGUAA